AUGUCCAAUAAAGGCGCCAAAUUUACCUUAAAAGUUGUCACAAACAAACAGAAAACCAAAGUCCUGUUUGCAGAGGCCGACAGCCAGUUUGUAGAUGUUUUGCUAAGCUUUCUAACACUUCCCUUAGGAAAAAUUGUGAAAGUCUUGGGGAGCCAUUAUGGGGACAUGUGCUCGGCAAUCGGGAGCCUAACCACUUUGUAUAACGGUUUGGUCGAAUUGGACAUUUCUAAUUUUGAGGCAGAGGGAGGUAAGCUGAUGCUGCUCGACCCAGUGAGUCCGCCUGCUGCAAAGUGUCGUAACCUGAAACUCAAAAUCAAUGAUUAUCGGGCCACGAGAUAUUUUUGCUGCCCGGAUUUAUCUUGCGUUUGUUCGAAAAAGGAGAACAUGAGUUUGUAUUGGGGCAUUGCAAGGUGUGAGUGUGGGAAAGCUUUGACAAGAGAAGUGCCGUUGAGGAGUGUUAAAACGUCGUCCGAGCGUGGUAAUGGAGGUUUUGUUGUUAGUGGAUCGACCUUCGUCAUAUCUGAUGAUCUGAUGAUAAUGCCGAACACUCCAUCGUCCGUUUUAAAAAUUCUUGGCAAUCUUGGGAUUACAGCAGACACUGAUUGGGAUUUGAAGGAUGUGAUUAUUGGAUAUGAUGAGGUCAUGGGUUUGUUAAGAGGAUUGUUUCUUUCCGGAACACCCCUGACGGACAUCGUUCUUAGCAACGGGCAGAUUAAUUUGGCAAUACGAGCCGAACCCAUAAUUCCUCCACCUAAGGCUGAACCAAGACUAAGUUUCUACUAUUACAUGUACGAAAGUAUAGAAUUGAAGGUCAUUAUGCAAAAGUCGACCAACAAGCUAUUGUUUGCUGAAGCUGAUGAGGUCUUCAUGGAGUUCGUAUUUGGUCUUCUCAUGAUUCCGCUAGGAGAGGUUGGGCGACUUCUGGACUGUAAAACUUUUUUUACGAACGUGGACAAUUUGUACUCGAGCGCUAAGGAUCUCAUUAACAGCACGUAUAUUUCCGACCGUGAGAGUGCCAUUAGCAGUCUUGUCGUCCCAACAGUACCUCAUGGUUAUGUUUCAGAGAAAUUUUUUCCUCUUGUGGAUGAAGAAGCUAGUAAAAUGUACUACUAUCAAGGCAAAGGCCCUAGAAAUGACGAAUUUAUGUCCGAUUCUCCCUUUAUGGGAGGUUCAUGUCUCAAGGUUACUGACUUCAAGUUCGAUUCACUAUUUAAGGGACCAAGAAUAUAUAUGGUGAAUGAUGACUUAUGCGUGACACCAGCUUCUAGUAUUACAUCGUAUCUUUCCAAUCUCGGCAGGCUAAAAAUUCCUUUGUCCGAUGUAACUGAACGAGUGGUGCAUGUUGGAUUGGAAGAGGCUUUCGGCAUAUUGAAGGCAUCUCUUGUUUCGAAGCGUGCUUUGUCCUGUGGUCUAAAUCACUUGUUGAUGAAGCAGACAAAGCAAGAAAACUGA
This is a messenger RNA of Striga hermonthica, 1452 nucleotides long. NCBI's taxonomy places the organism in Eukaryota, Viridiplantae, Streptophyta, Magnoliopsida, Lamiales, Orobanchaceae. The record is from the annotation of a GenBank genome assembly.